UCAUGUCCACACUCCUACCUGCUGUCAUAGGCCACAGCCACCAUGCCUCGGGGUCAGAAGAGUAAGCUCCGUGCCCGUGAGAAACGCCGAGAGACCCAUGGUCCGCCGCAAGGUCUCACAGGUCCCCAGGUCACUGCAGAGAAGCAAGAAGAGUCUCGCUCUUCCUCAUCCUCUUCUGCUGUUUGUCGGAGUGCUCGUCGUAGGUCUUCUGAUUCCUCCGUUCCUCAGGAGUCUCAGGGAGCUUCACCCACUGGCUCUCCUGAUACAGGUGUUUCAUGCUCAAAAUCUGAUGUGGCUGCCAAGGGUCAAGAUGAGAAAAGUCCAAGUACCUCCCGGGAUGCCUCCGUUUCUCGGGAGUCUCAGGGAGCUUCACCCACUGACUCUCCUGAUGCAGGUGCUUCAUGCUCAAAAUCUGAUGUGGCUGCCAAGGGUCAAGAUGAGAAAAGUCCAAGUACCUCCCGGGAUGCCUCCGUUUCUCAAGAGUUUCAGGGAGCUUCACCCACUGGCUCUCCUGAUGCAGGUAUUUCAUGCUCAAAAUCUGAUGUGGCUGCCAAGGGUCAAGAUGAGAAAAUUCCAAGCACCUCCCCUGAUACCUCCCUUCCUCAGGAGUCUCAGGGAGCUUCACCCACUGGCUCUCCUGAUGCAGGUGUUUCAUGCUCAAAAUCUGAUAUGGCUGCCAAGGGUCAAGAUGAGAAAAGUCCAAGCACCUCCCCUGAUGCCUCCGUUCCUCAGGAGUCUCAGGGAGCUUCACCCACUGGCUCGCCUGAUGCAGAUGUUUCAGGCUCAAAAUCUGAUGUGGCUGCCAAGGGUCAAGAAGGGGAAAGUAUAAGCCCCUCCGAGAGAACUGUGUUCUUUACAACCGCAGACCGAGAUCCUCUAAACAGGAAAGCGAGCAAGAUGGUGCAAUUCCUGCAGGAGAAGUUUGAGAAGAAAGAGUCCAUUUUGAAGGCAGACAUGCUGAGGCGUGUCCGCAGACAGUACAAGCCUUGCUUCCCUGAGAUCCUCAAGAGAACCUCCGAACGUUUGGCGGUGGUCUUUGGCGUUGAAUUGAAAGAAAUGGAUUCCAGCGGCGAGUCCUAUACCCUUGUGAGCAAGCUGGGCCUCUCCAGUGAAGGAAGUCUGAGUGGUGAUAAUGCGCUGCCGAAGUCGGGUCUCCUGAUGUCGCUCCUGGGUUUGAUCUUCAUGAAAGGCAACCGUGCCACUGAAGAGGAGGUCUGGGAGUUCCUGGGUGUGUUGGGGAUAUAUGAUGGGAUCCUGCACUCAAUCUAUGGGGAUACCCGGAAGAUCAUUACUGAAGAUUUGGUGCAAGAUAAGUACGUGGUUUACCGGCAGGUGCGCAACAGUGAUCCUCCACGCUAUGAGUUCCUGUGGGGUCCACGAGCCCAUGCUGAAACCACCAAGAUGAAAGUCCUGCGUGUUUUGGCUGAGAUCAAUAACACCAGUCCCGGUUUAUACCCACAUCUGUAUGAAGACGCUUUGAUAGAUGAGGUAGAGAGAGCAUUGAGAUUGAGAGCUUAAGGCAGAACUGGCACUAUUCCCUUGGCCAGGGCACCUUAUGGGGCCACAUCCUACAGAUCCUCCCAUUCUGAAUUAGAAAUUUUGCUUUAUGUUAGAAGAGAGUAGUGAGCUUUCUAGGUAGUGCAGUAUAGUAGAGGCUGGAGGGAACA
Molecule: messenger RNA, 1667 nt
Organism: Macaca mulatta (Rhesus monkey)
Lineage: Eukaryota; Metazoa; Chordata; Mammalia; Primates; Cercopithecidae
Source: RefSeq, a predicted model, not a curated record